Molecule: messenger RNA, 1041 nt
Organism: Parnassius apollo (apollo)
Lineage: Eukaryota; Metazoa; Arthropoda; Insecta; Lepidoptera; Papilionidae
Source: the annotation of a GenBank genome assembly
AUGACAUUUCAAGAAUGGACUGGAAAAAUGGCAGCGUACGGAGCAGGGAACCAGACUGUGGUAGACAAGGUGCCACCAGAAAUUCUACAUUUGGUCGAUUCUCAUUGGUAUCAAUUUCCUCCUAUGAAUCCACUAUGGCACGGUCUAUUGGGUUUCACUAUCGGUGUCCUCGGUUUCAUUUCCCUUGCAGGCAAUGGAAUGGUUAUUUAUAUUUUUACAACGACCAAGAGCCUAAGAACUCCGUCCAAUUUACUCGUGGUAAAUCUUGCUUUUUCUGACUUUUUGAUGAUGUGCUCUAUGUCUCCUGCCAUGGUUAUAAACUGUUAUUACGAAACUUGGAUACUUGGUUCUUUAGCAUGUGAACUAUAUGGAUGCACGGGGUCAUUGUUUGGCUGUGCGUCUAUCUGGACUAUGACAAUGAUCGCUUUUGAUCGAUACAAUGUCAUCGUUAACGGCAUCGCUGCAAAGCCUUUGACAAUCAAUGGAGCGUUACUGCGUAUCUUUGCCAUCUGGAUCGCUUCUUUGGCUUGGACAGUUGCCCCAUUUUUUGGAUGGAAUAGAUAUGUUCCUGAAGGAAAUAUGACUGCGUGUGGAACUGACUAUUUAACUAAAGACUGGCUCAGUCGUAGUUAUAUUCUUGUCUAUGCAAUAUUCGUCUAUUUUUCGCCACUGUUUCUAAUAAUCUAUUCCUAUUACUUUAUUGUAAAGGCAGUUGCUGCUCAUGAAAAAACAAUGAGGGAUCAAGCCAAGAAAAUGAAUGUAGCUUCACUUAGAUCAUCAGAUGCAGUGAACACCAGCGCUGAAUGUAAAUUGGCUAAGGUUGCACUUAUGACUAUUUCGUUGUGGUUCAUGGCGUGGACACCGUACUUGGUGAUAAACUUCGUGGGAGUAUUUCAGAGUGCUCCGAUCAGCCCCCUUGCUACGAUUUGGGGCUCAUUGUUCGCCAAAGCCAAUGCUGUUUACAAUCCGAUUGUAUAUGGUAUUAGCCAUCCAAGAUAUCGUGCAGCACUCUACAAGAAGUUCCCCUCACUGACCUUGUGA